UGCGGCGUCUCCGCUGAGUGGAAAAGGGGCGACACAAAAUCGCCAUGGCCCACACGUUGGCGCCCUACCUGGAGGUGAUUCGCCACACGCUGAAUGCUGCACUUUGUUUGCAGAACUACCCCUCGCAGGUGGUGGAGCGACAAAGCAGGCCUGAGAUCGAGUUCAAGGACACAGCGGCCGUUGUUCCAAAGCCACUGGUGAUUGCGAGAGAUGAGAAUGAGAAGUGCCUCAUCGAGCCUUCGGUGAACUCGGUGAGAGUCAGCAUCAAGGUCCGUCAGUCGGACGACACGGAGAAACUGCUCUGUCGGAAGUUUGCUGGCUUCUUUACUCAGAGAGCAGAACAUUUCGUGAUUCUCCGGCGAAAACCGGUAGAAGGGUACGACAUCAGCUUCUUGAUCACCAACACACACCUGGAGGAGAUGAUGAAGGAUCGUAUUGUCGACUUCAUCAUCGAAUUCAUGGAGGACAUUGACAAGGAGAUCAAAGACUUGAAGAUUGCUCUGAAUACCCGCCUUCGGGCGGCAGCAGCGGCGUACAUGUCUCAAUUUUCUCAGCGGGGCUAAGCCCGAAUGAAGUCCUUGGAACGUGAGCAAAAACUUGAAAGUGGGAAAACGUCGAAGUUCAGCUACUGAGAGAUAUGUAGAGUAUUGUAGAGUGGUAGUCAUUGAAGUCAUUUAAUGGCUUGGCGCGGACAAAAGACAAUGCCUUUUGUUCCGGAUUGGCGGCCCAAAGUGCCAGCCAUCGAUUCAGUUAGCCUCAAUGCUUUUUGCUGCAGAGAUGUGCUUUGUCGC
Molecule: messenger RNA, 791 nt
Organism: Cladocopium goreaui
Lineage: Eukaryota; Dinophyceae; Suessiales; Symbiodiniaceae
Source: the annotation of a GenBank genome assembly